AUGAUACCCUCGACGAUUACGGCCAUUGCCGCACUGGUGACACUGGCUUCUGCGGCCCCGAGACACCAUUAUCACAAUUCGACUGGUCCUGCGCCUGCCAAUACAUAUGCAGAAUGCCAACGCAAGACUCACAAUCCAUUGUCUGGCUGUCCCAAGGGCACGCUAUACGUCAGCCAGGCCAACAGAAGCCAUGCCGAUUUCACAAGCAUUCAGGCUGCGAUUGCCUCGCUUCCCGACGAUGACUCGGCCCAUGUAAUCCUGAUUGCCCCAGGAAAUUACACGGAGCAGCUCAACGUGACGCGUCCCGGUCCCCUGACUCUGCUCGGCGUCAGCGACGACCCGGUUCGCGGCGCGUCGUACGGGGCGGCCGUUACCUCGGACACGGACCGCCGCAACGAGGUCCAGGUGCUCUGGGCCGCGGCCAACUCGGACAACACGGGCAAGAUUACCGAUAAUGCCGUCACCACGGUCUUGACCGUGGCGCCGACGUGGAAUGCAUCGCUGACGGGCACGGGCCCGACGGGCUUUGCGGUCCCGGCCGAUACGCCCUUUGGCAACAGCGACUUUCGCGCGUAUAAUAUGGAUUUCCGCAAUGUCUUUUCCGAGUACGCGGCGGGACCGGCCUUGGCUGUUGGCGUGUCGUAUGCCAAUGCUGGCUUUUAUGGCUGUGGUUUUUAUAGCUACCAAGACACCGUCUAUAUCGGCAAGCUGGGCAAUGCGUAUUUCUACGAUAACGUGAUUGCCGGCCAGGUGGACUUCUUGUAUGGGUUUGGCACGGCCUGGAUUGAGCAGUCAACACUGGCACUGAGGAGCUGUGGUGGAGGUGUUACGGCUUGGAAGGGCACCAAUACUACCUUUGACAACAAAUACGGCGUCUACGUUUCAUCGUCGAGCGUAAUCGCCGCCAACACCUCCAUCGCCACCACGAUUGUGGGGGAAUGUCCGCUCGGUCGACCCUGGAACAACCUGCACCGCAGCAUCUUUACCGACACGUACCUGGACGCCAGUAUUCUGCCCGCGGGCUACAUUAUCUGGCAGGCGACGGACCCGCGCUUUGCCGCCAACAUUACCCUCGAGGCCGUGUACAAUAAUCGCGGUCCCGGCAAUGAUGUCGCCGCGCAGCUGGCGAGUAAUGUGACGAUAGUCUUGGAUUCUGACGGUUUUGCGCCGUAUAGUGGCCCGGCAAAAGUUUUCAUUACCCCAGAUGGCGAAACGGAUAAUACGGCUUGGAUUGAUAGGAGUGUUUAUAGAGAGUAA
Molecule: messenger RNA, 1257 nt
Organism: Pestalotiopsis fici W106-1
Lineage: Eukaryota; Fungi; Ascomycota; Sordariomycetes; Amphisphaeriales; Sporocadaceae
Exons: 2
Coding region: 1-1257 (418 amino acids)
Biological process (GO): cell wall modification
Molecular function (GO): pectinesterase activity
Source: RefSeq, a predicted model, not a curated record